Molecule: messenger RNA, 1729 nt
Organism: Coffea eugenioides
Lineage: Eukaryota; Viridiplantae; Streptophyta; Magnoliopsida; Gentianales; Rubiaceae
Product: COBRA-like protein 4
Exons: 6
Coding region: 137-1528 (463 amino acids)
Biological process (GO): plant-type cell wall cellulose biosynthetic process; cellulose microfibril organization
Cellular component (GO): plasma membrane
Source: RefSeq, a predicted model, not a curated record
GAGAACAAAUUUCAGGUGUUCCAUCAACAAACAUUCUGCAUUUGCAUGCUGUUGCAAAUCGUGUUUCCCUUAUAAUAGACGAGCUUCUUUUACUCGUUCGUAUUGGAUUCCUGAAAUCCUUUGAAAACAUUAAGCAAUGGGAUUCACAACAUCUGCCAACAAAAGAGAGGGAACUCCUGUUAAAGCUAACGAUCUCCAACUGCUUCAAUGCUUCUCAAUUCUGAAAAUUAAGCUCCAAUUAUGGGCUAUCCUGUUACUAAUGGCCUUGUCUCAAUCAGAGGCAUUUGAUCCACUGGAUCCAUUUGGAAAUAUUACAAUCAAGUGGGAUGUAGUAUCAUGGACAGCAGAUGGAUAUGUGGCCUCGGUAAUUAUGAACAACUAUCAAAUGUAUCGGCACAUCAAUACUCCUGGUUGGACCUUGGGUUGGAACUGGGCAAAGAAAGAAGUGAUUUGGUCCAUCGUUGGGGCACAGGCAACUGAGCAAGGUGAUUGUUCAAAGUUCAAAGGAAACGUACCUCAUUGUUGCAAGAAAAAUCCCAUAAUUGUGGACUUGCUUCCUGGAGUCCCUUACAACCAGCAGUAUGCCAAUUGCUGCAAGGGCGGUGUGGUGGCAUCCUGGGGCCAGGAUCCUUCAGCAGCAGUCUCUGCCUUUCAGGUAAGUGUUGGUGUUGCUGGGACUUCCAAUAAAACCUUAAAGCUUCCCAAGGACUUCGUGCUUAUGGGCCCGGGACCAGGGUACACUUGUGGCCCUGCAGAGGUCGUUCCAUCGACAGUUUUUUUCACACCAGAUCACAGGAGAAAGACACAAGCAUUGAUGACUUGGACUGUCACAUGCACCUAUUCCCAGAUUCUGUCGUCAAAGUACCCAAUUUGUUGCGUAUCCUUCUCAUCUUUCUACAAUGAAACCAUGACUCCUUGCCCAUCUUGUGCUUGUGGUUGUCAUAACAAAAAAGAUUGUAUCAUGAGUGACUCGAAGAGACUGACCACAUUGGGAAUAAAUACUCCAAAAAAGGACAAUACACCGCUACUACAGUGCACUCACCAUAUGUGCCCAAUACGUGUUCAUUGGCAUGUGAAGAUCAACUACAGGGACUAUUGGCGUGUUAAGAUUGCUGUUACUAAUUUCAAUUACAGAAUGAACUACACACAAUGGACACUUGUUGCACAACAUCCCAACCUCAACAACGUCACUCAAGUUUUCAGCUUUGAUUACAAGCCUCUUGUUCCAUAUCAAGCCAUAAAUGAUACCGCCAUGUUUUAUGGCAUGAAAUUCUACAAUGACCUCUUGAUGGAAGCUGGGCCACUUGGAAAUGUUCAGUCUGAGGUACUCUUAAGGAAGGAUAAGACUACCUUUACUCUCAAGCAGGGAUGGGGAUUUCCGAGGAAGAUCUAUUUCAAUGGAGAUGAAUGCAAGCUCCCACCUCCGGAUUCAUACCCCUUUCUACCCAACUCUGCCCAUGAAAUCCCAUCAUUCUAUUCAACCAUGGUAGCUAUCAUCCUCUCCUUACUAAUCAACAUAAUGAUGUAGUCUGGAAUUUUGGCACAAUGAAUGGAGAGAUAUUGAUGCAAGACUACUCCAAAAUGAUAAUUUCAAGUACUUUUGUGCAUAUGAUUUUCCCAAUAAUUGACAAAGAUGCAAGUUUGAAUUUGAGAAUGUGGAUGAGUCAACUGAAGCAAAAUCAAACAUUCUGUUGUCAUGCAUUUACGUUUUCAUAUAUUGUUAAACUAA